Molecule: messenger RNA, 735 nt
Organism: Colletotrichum abscissum
Lineage: Eukaryota; Fungi; Ascomycota; Sordariomycetes; Glomerellales; Glomerellaceae
Exons: 2
Coding region: 1-735 (244 amino acids)
Source: RefSeq, a predicted model, not a curated record
AUGGGUUCAUCACAGCAUGGGUCCAUUGGCCUGCGGACUCAGAUUCAAGCCAGCAACUACACGCAUAUAGAGCACGCCACACUUGGAGAUACGGUGACAAGCUUCCUCAAUUUAGCUUGGCGUGGGUCCUCCGUAGACGUUUUGUCUGGAAGUGCUGCCGAGCUAUCGCCCGGCGCAUCAUCCGAAUUCAACGCCACCCGGCGGCAAGAUCCGACAAUUCACCAUGUGAAGUCACACAUCCUGCGUUGGAUCCCCAGCUAUGAACUUUACCAUGAUGGCUACGUUUCGAUACGGGUUCGCCCAAAGGUCCCUCCAAUAUCAGAAGCGGAGAGAUACCGGCCGACGGAGAGCCCGUCGUUCGAGCCUGUGCCGUCGAAACGUCUUAUGGAUCUGUUCAAAAGCACCGCUGACAUUGAUGGGAGCGAUCGUAGCAAUCUCGACCGGAUCAUUCAUCGCAUUGACGGGCUGCCUCCUCAACAACGGACGGUGGGGAUAGGUUAUGGUCUGGAGAUUGAAGAAGGUCCGAAUUCCAAACUUCUGUGGCUCAUCAGGUGGACAUCUGUGGUCUUUUGCGUUGUGCUCGGCGUCGUAUGGGCGGCCAUCUCGGGUGACAUCGAGAGUGGCUUUGCGAUUUCAACCUGCCUAAUAGCGUUUUCGAUGGCUAGCGUGGCAUUCUUGAAGUUUUCGGCGUCCAGGAGUUAUUCGGGCAACGAAGAGACAGGUCAAAACGUGUAA